AUGUGUCAAGGAUAUGACUACGAGUGUGAAUAUGAGACUGGAGACCAGAACCUACCCACGAAACGCCCCAUGGCCUCUGAAGAGUCACCAACACAGCCAGCGGGUAAAGCGGCGCGCCUAGCCUCCGCGGGCUCCCCCGCAAAACCGGCCACAGGCUCGUCUAUCCUCCCUGGUAUUCUCGAGCCAUCCAAGGCUCGAUAUGUGGGAAGAUAUUCGUCUGUCGCCUUUCCUCUCUAUGUUGGACUAGAGGUUCAGGCGACAAAGCUUCCACGUUUGCACUCAUUUGCAUAUCAUUCGGGCAUCCGCAAGGAGCCACCCUGUGCGGUUACCCACAAGAUCGCCGAGAAAGUCUCAUGGAAUACGAUGAGGAGCCUUAUUGAAGUCUAUAAGGCCCUGAUUCACCCGAUAUUCGGAUUUCUGGACAUGGAUCUUUUCUCUACGCGGUGCGAGAAGCACUGGCACGGGCAGCCACAAGACAUGGUUUUCGAAGCUAUGGUCAGCGGAGUUUUGGCUUUAGCCUCCUUAUUCAAUGGGAACCUGGAUCAAGAUGUGGAAAUGUGGCUAAUUCUACACGCAAAAGAAAUCCUCGAGGAUUGCUCUAUUAGCCGCUUUCCUUCCCUGGAACAAAUCGCGGCGUGGAUUUUACGAGCCAUAUACAUACGUUGUACCGGGCGACCGCAUGUGACUUGGCUGAUUAGCUGCACUAUCAUGCACCUUAUUGAGGCAACCGGACUACAUCAUGCGUCAGAGUACGUGGUGCAGACGACGGGCAGUCUUGCUCCCGGGCAGGAGGUAUCAAACACAGGCAUUCGAACGGUUCAUGUAGCCAACUGCCUUCAUAUUGUCAUUGCGUUCGAGUAUGGCAGAUCAAUCAUGGCUAUCAAUCGACCGACUCUCGGACAUACCCGACAAAUGACUCACGACGGGGGUUUAACUCCUCAAUUGUGCAAUCUUGUUGCAGCUCUACCUGCCACUCGGGCGACUGACGACCCUUCUGAUAUGACAGGAGAUCUUUCGUCCGCACUCGAAAAAGUCGUCGAGAUUCCUGUCGAUCAUGAUUUUUUGCUACUUCUAAGAGCCGAUCUAGCCCUGGGCAUAUACAGACGCCUUCGAGUCAUGGACUCGAAGGUUCAGCAAGUGCACAAUGACCGUGUAAUGGCCGCUGGGACUGCCGCUCUACCCGCGGCACGAAGACUGGUGAGUCAAGGCCAGCCGUGGUGGAAUGUAGUGGGUACUGCCUUCCAGUUCGCCUGCGCUCUUCUCGUCAUGGAUACUUCUUCCGGCUAUGAAAAGCUUGUGGAAACGAUGGACACCUUGGAAAUGGUGGUGGACCGAUUGGACACCCACUUAGCCAGGGAAGCGCUGUCAACAGCACGACAGCUUGUUCGAGCAUCGUUAGACAAGAAGCGAAAGGGGGUUGAAGCCCUGGAACGUAUUGUGGGAUCUCCUUCGCCAGAGCUUGCCGCUCGUCAAAGCGAAGGCCAGCUGCCACAGGAUUUCUCAUCACUGAGCCCAUCGCUUGCGCCUCAACUCCCUUUGGAUCUUGAUUCUUUAUGGGCUAUGGAAUUUCAACUGCCUUUGUGA
Penicillium canariense is the source of this 1584-nucleotide messenger RNA. Its product is annotated as putative C6 transcription factor. Lineage: Eukaryota; Fungi; Ascomycota; Eurotiomycetes; Eurotiales; Aspergillaceae. Bases 1 to 1584 code for a protein of 527 amino acids. The record is from RefSeq and is a predicted model, not a curated record. Gene Ontology annotation, molecular function: DNA-binding transcription factor activity. The transcript has a single exon. Gene Ontology annotation, biological process: response to xenobiotic stimulus.